Messenger RNA from Trichoplusia ni (cabbage looper), 4277 nucleotides. RefSeq names its product lon protease homolog, mitochondrial (gene Lon). Bases 326 to 3199 code for a protein of 957 amino acids. Gene Ontology annotation, biological process: chaperone-mediated protein complex assembly; protein catabolic process; protein quality control for misfolded or incompletely synthesized proteins. Gene Ontology annotation, cellular component: mitochondrial matrix. Gene Ontology annotation, molecular function: ATP binding; serine-type endopeptidase activity; ATP hydrolysis activity. The transcript has 14 exons. NCBI's taxonomy places the organism in Eukaryota, Metazoa, Arthropoda, Insecta, Lepidoptera, Noctuidae. The record is from RefSeq and is a predicted model, not a curated record.
AUCCCAUGUCCUAAAAAAUUAAAGUAAAAUACCAGAAACUUGCAAGAUACACGUAGAUCUUCUUUGGAGCUGUCUUGCAGUUAUUGUUUUUUUUUGCAAGUCCGUAAUUCAUGAAUAAUUUAAUUUUGUGUGUGGUUUCCGAACUACCCAAAUAUGGCAGAGCACUCAAAGCAGAAUGCGAAAACGUCAAAUUGACGUUUCAUUCUCAUUCAUAAUCUUAAAUUCUUGAAGAAUCUGGAAAAAUAACCUACAUUACUGCAGAAAUAUUUAAUUUUAAAUGGAACUUAGCAUAUAAAACGUCGGAUUCAGUUAGUAGUUUACAAAAAUGCAUACUGCCAGUAGUUUGUUGCGGAACAGUAUCCUAAAUCCGAAUUUAAAGUGUUCGGUUGUCCGCAAUGUAGCGAAAGUUGCAUCACACAGUAAACCGGUGAAUAGGUUGUGUUAUUCUGGGGUAGCUGGUGCACGGGGCGCGCGAAUAUGUAGUUAUAGCGGUAGUUACUUGAGUGCUAGUAAAGAGGUUGGGAUAAAGAGGUAUUAUUCAACUGGGAACAAGAAUGAUCCGCCUGAGGAUGGCCCUGAGAAGGACGAGUCGCCGCUGUACAGCAGUCAGUUGCCGGCGACGGUGGCCGUGCCCGAGGUGUGGCCACAAGUCCCUGUCAUCGCCAUCAACAGGAACCCUGUCUUCCCGCGAUUUAUUAAGCUUAUAGAGAUAUCUAACCCAGCUUUAAUAGACUUAAUAAGACGCAAAGUGAAACUAAACCAGCCUUACGUUGGUAUAUUUUUACGUAAGAAAGAAGACGAGAAAUCCGAUGUGGUCUCCAACUUGGAUGACUUGCACCAAGUUGGUGUGUUUGCACAAAUUCAUGAGAUGCAAGAUAUGGAUUAUAAGUUGCGGCUCGUUGUUAUGGCUCACAGACGGAUAAAGAUUACGGGACAGUUUAUUGAAGACGAAAUUGAGAGUGGUCCUGCUGAAAUGAAGUUGUCGUUUCCGUUAUUUAACGUGGAGCUUAACGUUGCCCGCGAAGAGUCUGAUGCGGAGCGGCGCAGGCGCAAGUAUCGGAACACGAGGAAGCAGGCGAACAAGACUGCUGAGCCCGAGGCCGCUGAGCCGCCGAAGGAACCGAAGAAGGAACAAGUGGACCAAGUUAUGAUGGUCAAGGUCGAGAAUAUGGUGCAUGAGAAGUUCCAGCAGACAGAAGAAGUGAAGGCGCUAACACAGGAGAUUAUAAAGACUAUCAGGGAUAUUAUUAACAUGAAUCCUUUGUACAGGGAGUCUCUUCACCACAUGCUGGCCCAAGGUCAGCGCGUGGUGGACAACCCGGUGUACCUGUCAGACCUGGGCGCCGCUCUCACGGGCGCUGAGCCCAAUGAACUGCAAGCUGUGCUUGAAGAGAUGGAUAUUCCAAAAAGACUGAUGAUGUCACUGUCCCUGCUCAAGAAGGAAUACGAGCUAUCCAAGCUGCAGCAGAAGAUAGGCAAAGAAGUGGAGGAGAAAGUCAAACAGCAGCAUCGGAAGUACAUAUUACACGAACAGCUUAAGGUCAUCAAAAAAGAGUUGGGUCUAGAGAAAGACGAUAAGGAUGCCAUCGGUGACAAGUUCCGUGAGCGACUCGCCGACAAGAAGGUCCCACAAACAGUACAGACUGUUAUAGAUGAAGAACUCAAUAAACUUAACUUCUUGGAGAGCCACAGUUCAGAGUUCAAUGUAACCCGCUGUUACCUGGACUGGCUGACCUCCUUACCUUGGGGUGUGACCUCUGAGGAGAACUUAAAACUAGAAGACGCUCAAAUCAUCCUGGACCAAGACCAUUACGGUAUGGAGGACAUCAAGAAGCGGAUCCUGGAGUUCAUAGCAGUCUCGCAGCUGAAGGGCUCCACGCAGGGCAAGAUUCUGUGCUUCCAUGGACCGCCUGGUGUGGGCAAGACUAGUAUAGCCCGCUCGAUCGCCCGCGCGCUGAACCGGCAGUACUUCCGCUUCUCGGUGGGCGGCAUGACGGACGUGGCCGAGAUCAAGGGCCACCGCCGCACCUACGUGGGCGCCAUGCCCGGCAAGCUCGUGCAGUGUCUCAAGAAGACCAACACCGAGAACCCGCUCGUGCUCAUCGACGAGGUCGACAAGAUCGGCAAAGGUGUCCACGGCGACCCGUCGUCCGCUCUGCUGGAACUCCUGGACCCGGAGCAGAACGCCAACUUCCUGGACCACUACCUGGACGUGCCGGUGGACCUGUCCAAGGUGCUGUUCAUCUGUACCGCGAACGUUAUAGAGCACAUCCCGGAACCGUUACGGGACAGGAUGGAACUUAUUGAUAUGUCCGGUUACGUGGCCGAGGAGAAGCUAGCGAUCGCCCAGCAGUACCUGGUCCCGACGGCGCGCCAGAACUGCGGCCUCAGCGAGGGCCAGCUGGAGCUCACGCCCUCCUCGCUGCACGCGCUCAUCCGCUCCUACUGCCGCGAGAGCGGCGUCAGGAACCUGCAGAAACACAUCGAGAAGAUAGCACGCAAAGUGGCGUACAAGAUAGUGAAGCGCGAGGCGGAGACGAUGACUGUGACGGAACAGAACCUGUCGGAGCUGGUGGGCAAGCCCACCUUCAAGCAGGACCGCAUGUACGCGGCCACGCCGCCCGGCGUCGUCAUGGGGCUGGCCUGGACUGCUAUGGGCGGCAGCACCCUGUUCAUCGAGACCGCGAUCCGCAACUCCGGGUGCGACGACAAGGCGCCCUUCGGCUCGCUGGAGCUCACGGGACACCUCGGCGACGUCAUGAAGGAGUCCGCCAGGAUCGCGCUCACCGUCGCUAGGAACUACAUGGGCGUCUGCCAUCCUGAUAACAAGUUCCUUAAUAUUAGCCACCUGCACCUGCACGUGCCGGAGGGCGCGACCCCCAAGGACGGCCCCAGCGCGGGCGCCACCAUCGCCACGGCGCUGGCCUCGCUGGCGCUGCGCCGCGCCGUGCGCCAGGACCUCGCCAUGACCGGGGAGCUCACGCUCACCGGCCGCGUGCUGCCCGUCGGCGGGAUCAAGGAGAAGAUCAUCGCGGCCAAGCGCGUGGGCGUGAACUGCGUAGUGUUACCGGAAGAGAACCGGCGCGACUACGACGACCUGCCCUCCUUCAUCCGCGAGAACAUGGACAUACACUUCGUGAGCGACAUCGAGGACGUCUUCAAAGUCGCCUUCGAAGAGCAACAACAACAACAGGUUUAACCAAUGUAGACUGUAUCGUAAUCGCAUAAAGUUGACUCUAGAUUGAGUAGACAGUUGGUCGGCUUGGUGGAUUGAAUUACUUUAGGGGAUACUUUUUUUUAGGGUCGAUGGUAGACUUGGCCCUUCGUCAUGAGGCCAAACGGCUAAAGAAUGACAGCAUCGAAAUUGUACAAGAUUUUGGAUAAAAUCUGGUAAUUAUAUUUUUUUUUGUAAAAACACCUUUGGAACUAAGAAGUUUUGUUGUAAGAUCCCUUAAAGUGUUUCAAGACACUAAAAUAUAUGAUAGACGUUGUAUCAUUAUAAGAAAGAAUUGAUGGAAUGUUAUGUAAUAUAUUGUAUGAGAUGUUUAUCGAAUCUAUUGGAGUCAUAUGAAAAGAUGGUAUGCCUAUUUUAGCAUUGUUGAUUGGUGUAAGAGAUAGAUAUAUUUUAAUAUUCAAAACAUAUUAUAUGUCUAGUUAGGUAAUAUUAAUAAUAUCAGACUGUGGCACUAUUUGUCUGCACUACACCUGUAUUUUAAUACAUGUAAAUUUUGUUCCUAUUAUAUUACUUUUUUGAGGUCAUAAUAUCGCUUUUAGACUCUUUUUCCCUUUUGACCCGAUAAUUUUCGCAUCCAAGCGAAUAUGCCUAAAGGAUAUUAUUGGAGUUGCGACCUUUUAAAGGCCUUAUAUUUUAAUAUUACUUAACUAGAAAUUAUAGAUGGCAGCACACUAAAGACCCAGAGAGAGACCUAAGACCCAGAGUAGUCUAGUCCUAAAAUUCUUCCAUCAAUUCCGUUGGUUUGUCGGCAUUUUAAGUGCAGAAAGCAAAUAUUUACAAACAGUAUAAAAAUAAGUACUAUUAUUUACUACGGUUUCCUAUGGUUUUAUGGUUUUAGAACUUAUUCUUACUUCACAAGUCAUAAGGAAUUGUUCACCCGUGACCUGUCCAGUUUAUUUUAAGUCUAUGCAUUUGUUUAUAAUAAGAAUAUAAAUAUGUAGUUAUAGUUAUAGUUGCUAUGUAGAUUGUGUGUAUGUUGCUGGUUGAGUUGUUAACUAUAGAAGAAUGUUGUUAAAAUAUAAUAAAUAAUUUUCUUUUUUUA